CAUUGAGCCAGUGGCUACCCAUUCUCCUCUCCCCCAGUCCUUGGCAACCACAACCUAUUUUGUUUUACCUUCUGUUGCACUAUAGUUUCAUACAUAAAAGUGCAUAUACCACAAGUACACUGGCAACCAAAAAACAGGAUGAGGAAGGGAGUAUUUGUAAGUGUUAAUAUGGAGGCUCUAUUUUUCUUUGCAGAGCAAGUUGCCAGCUCUAAUAGUACAGAUUUACCUUCUCUUAAGUGUCACAUUAUUUCAGUUGAUAAUUUUCUGUUGACUGGCUGGGGACUAGCUCAGAGCUAGCAAGUGUCACCCAGAGCAUAAUAAAGCACUGUGUAGUAAUGCGUCACAAGACUGUUUUUGCAUAGAGCUUAGCCAAGGCUUUUGGAACCGCCCUCAGUUGCACCUUGUGCUAUAUUAGUACUUCUCAGACAGGAAGAAUUUUCUUUCGCUGGUGUAGCUGGUCCGGUUACUUUCAGGUGUAUAUCCAAGCCCUGCAUCCGUGGAUAUUGCUUACCACCUAUGCUGUUGUUCUAGGACAAAUUCAAGGACAGAAGAACUCAGAGUACCCUUAGGAAGAUUGGAUAACCAAGAAAUGCCUAAUCAAGACUCUGCUGUGCAUGUGAAAAUGAUGCCAGAAUUCCAGAGAAGUUCAGUUCGAAUCAAGAACCCGGCAAGAGUAGAAGAAAUUAUCUGCGGUCUUAUUAAGGGAGGAGCUGCCAAACUUCAGAUAAUAACAGACUUUGAUAUGACACUGAGUAGAUUUUCCUACGAAGGCAAAAGAUGCCCAACAUGUCAUUAUGUCAUUGACAACAGUAAGCUGGUUACAGAUGAAUGUCGGAAAAAGUUAAUGCAACUAAAGGAAAAAUAUUAUGCUAUUGAAAUUGAUCCUGUUCUUACCAUGGAAGAGAAGUACCCCUAUAUGGUAGAAUGGUAUACUAAAGCACAUGGCUUGCUUAUUGAACAGGCUUUACCAAAAGCUAAACUUAAAGAAAUCGUGGCAGAAUCUGAUGUUAUGCUCAAGGAAGGGUAUGAGAAUUUCUUUGAUAAGCUCCAACAAUACGGUAUCCCUGUGUUCAUAUUUUCGGCUGGUAUCGGUGAUAUACUAGAGGAGGUGAUCCAUCAAGCUGGCGUUUAUCACCCAAACAUCACAGUAGUGUCCAACUUCAUGGAUUUUGAUGACAAUGGGGUGCUCAAAGGAUUUAAAGGUGAACUAAUUCAUGUAUUUAACAAACAUGAUGGUGCCUUGAAGAACACAGAAUAUUUCAAUCGGCUAAAAGAUAAUAGCAAUAUAAUUCUGCUGGGAGAUUCCCAAGGAGAUAUAAGAAUGGCAGAUGGAGUAGCCAAUGUUGAACACAUCCUGAAAAUUGGAUAUCUAAAUGAUAGAGUGGAUGAGCUUUUAGAAAAGUACAUGGACUCUUACGAUAUUGUUCUAGUAAAAGACGAAUCACUGGACGUAGCCAACUCUAUCUUACAGAAGAUUCUAUAAACAAGCAUUCUUCAAGAAGACCUCUGUGCUGUGGGUGCAAUUGAUGCAGGAACUGCUCACCUGUUCAUCUUGCUGAAAGACUUCUAUUUAUAAUACAUUCUUGCUCUUGACGUUUUUUCUCUACGUUACUGAGGUAUUUUCAGACAUACUGAAUCCAUCAACUGGAAACUCCUUUUUUCCUCACCUCUCUCAACACACUCCUCAACUAUAUUUUUUAACAGUUAAAAAAAAAAAAAAAAAAAAACCUUAAAGGUAAAAUUUGAAAAAUAACUCCAUGAAUUAAUUUCCAGAGUGAAUUUUGUAGUUUAAUGUUAUCAUGAGGUUUUUGCGGAAACUUUUUACUCUGGGAAAAAAGUCUGUAUAAGUUUAAAAAGAAGUUUUAUGAAAUGGUGAAAUAAUGUGCAUGAUUUUAAGUGUUGCUGUUUUUGUCAUGUGGGUGAAUUAUGCUGAUGAUAUCACCAUCUCCUGAAAUUGUAUUGUUUGGUUAUUUUGUUCUUGAAAGUCAGUAUUUAUCAGAAAAUAAUGGCACUUGGUGUUUGAAAAACCAUUGGUAUCCACAUAUCACUAAUCAUUACAAAAUGUUCUAUAUUGAUGCACUGAUAAUACACAUGAAAUGAAAAGCCUUUUAAAUAGUACUGUCAAGACCAUUGUUGUUCAUUUAUUCAAGAAAUAUUUAUUAAGCU
Acinonyx jubatus (cheetah) is the source of this 2166-nucleotide messenger RNA. It is a transcript of the gene NT5C3A, whose product is annotated as 5'-nucleotidase, cytosolic IIIA. The transcript is spliced from 11 exons. The record is from RefSeq and is a predicted model, not a curated record. Gene Ontology annotation, cellular component: cytoplasm. Gene Ontology annotation, molecular function: magnesium ion binding; 5'-nucleotidase activity. Bases 590 to 1483 code for a protein of 297 amino acids. NCBI's taxonomy places the organism in Eukaryota, Metazoa, Chordata, Mammalia, Carnivora, Felidae.